AUGCACGCCGGUAAAGAUGUGCGUCAGCAGUUCGAAGAGUUAAUCUGGAGCUCUCCAACCGUCAAGCGCUUCAACCGAAGGUUUGUCCUGGCCCAUGUGCUGAAAUUCUUCCAAGUUCAUCCUCUUCGCCUACGCCGCGCCCGCCUGAAUCUGACGUCCCCUACACAAUAUCCGGGAUGUUUGAGCCACGUAAAGCUGAGCUUUACUAACGAAGAAUACUUCCGGUUCAUCGGCUACGAGAGCGCGCACGGUGUUGGCUUUGCGCGGAACCAGAUCUUACCGCACGUCCGAUUAGAGACGCUCACUGCUGUGCCAACGCUGAAGCACUUGGAGUUACAGUUCCAAGUCUUGCAUCCAAACAUAGUCAGCGUCGAGGGCUUCCGUGGCUAUGCUUACGACCCAUGGCAUAACAUUCGUCCUGAAGCAGAGACAGAGGUCUCGUGUCAGAAAGAAUGGCUUCGUAUAUUCCUCACACUGGCGUACUCUCGUCUACGCUCUGUUGAGAAAGUAACGCUUUCCGGGCACGUCAAGAACUCGACGCGGGAAUACUGGGAGCCCAAGCUUAGCGGAGAGGUGCACGAUAUGACACGUGCCCGCGAAGAAGUGCUGUCUACCGCUGCUUGGGAACUGUAA
Messenger RNA from Alternaria metachromatica, 633 nucleotides. RefSeq lists its product as uncharacterized. The record is from RefSeq and is a predicted model, not a curated record. The transcript has a single exon. Bases 1 to 633 code for a protein of 210 amino acids. NCBI's taxonomy places the organism in Eukaryota, Fungi, Ascomycota, Dothideomycetes, Pleosporales, Pleosporaceae.